Spodoptera exigua (beet armyworm) is the source of this 1487-nucleotide messenger RNA. The record is from the annotation of a GenBank genome assembly. Lineage: Eukaryota; Metazoa; Arthropoda; Insecta; Lepidoptera; Noctuidae.
UACAUAGGUACCUACUCUUUGAUUUGCACUGCUGAAUUUUUCUGCAUUUUCUGUACCUAGAUUUCUCCGUCAAGUGUCAAUUUGUGAUCAACUGUCAAGUUUUUUAUGUCAUUCUUAUCGUGUCGCAUCAUUUUCGUGUUUGCGACGAUAAAGGUUACUUAACAAAAGAAACAAAAUUAAUUUAAGGACUAAAAACUAAGAUAUUUAACAUGACUACUCCUACUCCCGCCCCCCAUAUAGACCGUGAGUUGGAUUUGUCUAACACAGGGAGAGGAGUUUGGCUCGUAAAAGUUCCAAAAUAUAUAGCUAAUAAAUGGGAGAAAGCACCAGGAAAUAUUGAAGUGGGCAAGUUGAAGAUCUCACGAGCACCGGGACAGAGGGCUCAAGUGCAAUUGUCGUUAUCUGAAGCUGUACUUUGCCUUAAAGAGCCUGGAGAACAAAACAUACCUAAGGAACAUCGUCUUGACGUGUCUAAUGUUACAAGGCAGUCUCUAGGAGUAUUUUCUCAUGCCAUACCCUCAAACACUGAUGCUGUUAUACCAGAGUCAGAGAAACUUUAUAUGGAAGGGAGAAUUGUACAAAAAUUAGAAUGUAGGCCAUAUGCUGACAAUACAUACUACAAGUUAAAAUCAGAGUCUAUUAGGAAGGCAUCAAUGCCACAGCGGCAAGUUCAACAAUUGGACAGGAUAGUACAGAACUUCAAGCCGGUUUCAGACCACAAGCAUAAUAUUGAUUACAUAAAGAAGAAGUCGGCUGAAGGAAAGAAAGCCAGGGAUGAUAAGGAUGCAGUUCUCAACAUGCUGUUUGCAGCAUUUGAAAAACAUCAGUAUUACAACAUUAAGGACUUGCAAAAGAUCACAAGGCAACCUAUUGUAUAUCUAAAAGAGAUAUUAAAAGAAGUAUGUAAUUAUAACUUGAAGAAUCCACAUAAAAACAUGUGGGAAUUGAAGCCUGAAUACCGCCAUUACAAGAUGGAACAGGCUGCAGAAGCUAAAGAAGAAAAGAAUAGUUCUGACAGUGAUUAGACUGAGGUUUAAAUAUACAAAAUUGUUAAACCAUUUGUUUUCAUACUUGCAAUAUCUAUUUCAUUUCUUAAAAUAAUUCUUAUCUGUGUGUUGACAUGUUAUCCAACAUAAAUUGAAUAAUAUAUACAUGUAGUAUAGUAAAUUAUUAUUUUGUCUGUAUGUGUGUCAACCUUCUUGAUGUCUUUCUAAGUCUAUACCAUCCAUUUAAUGAUUUCUUAUGAAAUUGAAAUGCAUUGCAUGUGUUAUAUAUUUUUUGACCUAUAAAUGGUUUUAUACUAAAAUAAAUGGCGAGACAAUGUAUGUAUGUUACCAACGUUAUGUGAUAAACUUGUAGUUAUGUCUCCUAAAAACCUCUGUUUUGAGUGUGUUACGGACAAACUAUUAAAGUGUACAUAACUUUUAUGAGACUGUAUAUAUUCUGAUAGUUAUAAGAAUGAUUAAAAUAAAUAAUUUCGUAAAGAA